UUUAAGGCUAAGGCUAAGGCUACGGCUGCAGCAGCAUGUACAUCCGAAGCGAGCGACUGCCCUCGGGCCCGGUCCUCCUUCUUCUCCUCCUCCACCUGGUGGCCAUCCCCGGCGGCGCCAGCUCCUGGGAUCUAGCAGUGACAGUGGGCAACAAAAUCGAUUUUAUCACGCGAAACGGAAGUAUAAUCGAUAAAACGAUUAUUGCCAACGCCUCGAGCCUCGUGGGACUGGCCUACGACGAGGAUAGCCGCACAAUGUUCCUAAGCGACGCCAAAAAUCGCGAUCUUUGGAUAUUCAGCGUCAAUUUGUCAGAGACGAAUGUGACGGUAACGCCAAUACUUGCAAGAAACGCCUCGGAGCCACCGGUACUGGACAUGGCCCUGGACAGGCGUGCGCACACCCUCUACUGGACGAACGGUUGGGCAAUAAUGAAGAUGCGCGUGCCGAUGAAGAAGGCGCCGGCUAAACCUGAUCUCGUCCACAAAAGCGAGGCGACGAGUCCGCGGGGCGUCGCCCUCGACGUAUGUAACAGACACAUUUACUGGGCAAACGGUAACCACUCGAGUCCGAGUAUCAUGCGUUCGAAUUUUGACGGGAGCGAGUUAAGAAUCGUCGUAAGGGAGAACCUCUACGAGCCGACUAGCGUCGCCGUCGAUCCCAUCAAUGGCAAGCUAUACUGGAUCGACGAUGAGGAGGGAAUCCAUUAUAAAUUAGAGCAGAGCAACCUGGACGGCAGCGAGCGUCUCGCUCUCAUUCACGGGAAACAUCAGCAACCGAUAGAUCUUACCGUCGACAGCCGCAGCUUCUACUGGACGGACUUUGUCUACAAUGCCAUCUGGGAGCUCGGCAAGGAGAAAAAAUCGGGCGUCGAGCCGACGAAUUUGAGGUCGUACUACGACCCCAAUAAUCCCGACGAUAUCAGGAACAUUCUAGUGAGGGACAGCUUUGGCUCGGCGACCGAUGAUUGCAAUGCCGUGAAGGCCAAUAGCCAGAAGAGGACGAACGUAGCCUCGGCUUCAACGUUAGUUGUUCAACCAAUCGUUAAAAUAAUCAGCAAUUUAACUGCCAACGAUAGCGCGGAGAGAUGCUUAAACGGGGGUGAGCUGCAAUCGAGCGAUGGAAGCUGUCGGUGUAAAUCUGGGUACGGUGGGUCACGAUGUGAAAUUUCUUCGUGCCAUAAUUACUGUGUAAGGGGAGAGUGUUACGUAGAUAAUAAGGGAAUGCCUGUGUGUAAAUGUAGUGCGCCACACAGUGGUUCAAGGUGCGAAUACGACGUUUGCAAUGGUUUUUGCUUAAACGAUGGUCGGUGCUUGGUAGAUAAGCAUGGCAAACCCUCUUGCGAGUGUAAAUAUGUCAGUGGGGUUCGAUGUGAAGUUACCUUUGACAUGGCAGAAAUUUGUGCUUUAUAUUGUAUCAAUAGACAACUUCAGAUAACUAGCAUAGACACCACAUCGUGCAGAUGUGCUGAAUUGAACCAAACAAUCGAGGAAGUUCUGGACUACGAUGCCUUCAACUGCACGAUCCUGGUGUCCCUUCUCUCGGGUUUCAUCGGCAUGCUCACCAUCAUCAUCGUGUUCCUAAGCGUCUACGUAAGCAAAUUGCGCCGCAGGCCGCGAAUCAAGAAGCGCUUCGUCGUCAAUAAGAGCGGCAUUACGCCCCUAACAUCGAGGCCCUCGCAAAUGUCUGGCGAUCAGUGCGAAAUAACUAUAGAAAACUGCUGUAACAUGAAUAUCUGCGAAACACCGUGUUUCGAACCCAAAUUGCGCUCGUCGAACGCAAGAACCAGCGGUGUAAAAAAAGAGGAGAAAAAUGGGCUGCUGGACCACAUGGAAUGCGGUGGUAACUUGUGCUAGCACAGACUGCUCGACUUCUUAGCGACCCAUGGAGACUGCAAUUUCGCGGCUCGCCGCGAUAAACUGUUGUUAAGUAUUGUUGUUGAUGCCCGGUUAAAGUUUCAAUAGCUGGGACAACAUUCGAAUUUGUUCGAAAAUUCAUAAGAAGAACUUUGAUUGAUAACCAAAGGCUUACAUAUUGAGCAAUGACAAAGUUUGCAGAGUCUUUUACUCUUUCAAAGACAUAGUUACUUAUUUUGAUAAUUUCUACUGACCUAAGAAAAUAUUUGUCUAAGGUAGAAAAAUGCUUUGCAGAGAAGUGUUUUAACUUUUAAUCUCGGCACUUUUCUUCUAUGUUUUUUUUUAAACAACUUUGUUAUUACAAUGUGAUCGAACACAAUUUGUUGUUACAAAUUAUGUGCAUAUAUAGAUUAUUGUAAAAUCAUUCAGCCCCUUGAUAAAUCAUUUUAAUUG
Ceratosolen solmsi marchali is the source of this 2306-nucleotide messenger RNA. It is a transcript of the gene cue, whose product is annotated as Low-density lipoprotein receptor repeat domain-containing protein cueball. Gene Ontology annotation, biological process: canonical Wnt signaling pathway. Bases 36 to 1853 code for a protein of 605 amino acids. Gene Ontology annotation, cellular component: plasma membrane. The record is from RefSeq and is a predicted model, not a curated record. Lineage: Eukaryota; Metazoa; Arthropoda; Insecta; Hymenoptera; Agaonidae. Gene Ontology annotation, molecular function: Wnt receptor activity; Wnt-protein binding. The transcript is spliced from 7 exons.